AUGCCACACGCUCAAGAGCCCGAGACCGGUCAUCCAAACAUGCCCGAUUUCCAUGUCAACGACGGCCAACUAGAAGCCCAUCAGAUUAGCCAUCUACGCCCCUCCACCCUAGACAUCCCCCUCGACGAGCUCCAACACCGCUUCGAAACCGACGGCUACCUCUUCGUCAAACAACUCCUGCCCCGGGACGUAGUCCUUAACACUCGAGAAUCCUACUUCAAAUUUCUCGACCCCACAGGCGUCCUCAAGCCCGGCACCAAGCCCAUCGAAGGCAUCUUCGACCAGGAGAAAGACCGUCUCGCCUUCCCAGGCAUUGGCGCCGGAGCAGCCGGCGGCAACGGCCAUCCCGGCGACCACGCUGCGAGUUUCGUGGACCGAGCACUAAAAGCCCAUUACCAAGACUGGUACGCCGAAGACCUUUGCAAACGGCCUGAGCUCAAGGACUUCGUGGCCAAACUCACCGGCUGGGGUGACAAUACGACUGCAUUCGUUCGGACGUUGCUGCGCAACAACAUCCCAGGCAACAAAGCGAUAGGCGUACACUACGAUCAGAUCUUCCUCCGCUACGGCGAACCGAUUAGUAUCACCGCCUGGGUGCCAAUAGGUGACAUCGCGUACGACGGCGGGGGUCUGAUAUACCUCGAGAACGGGCACCUGCUCGGCACAGAGGAGGAAGCUCGUUUCACGGAGAAGGCCACAGCAUCCGGCCUAAGCAAGGAAGAAGCGAAGAGUGCCUUUAAUCAGAAUAUGAUGAGCACCGGGCUUCUAUCCGAGGGGCCGAAGGAGUUCGCAGAGCGGUUUGGAAGGAAGUGGUUGGUUGCGGAGUAUGAGGCGGGGGAUGUGGUGUUGCAUAAUCCGUUCGCUAUCCAUGCUUCUACGAUUAAUCACUCUGAGCAGGGUGUGAUUAGGCUGGCGACGGAUUUGAGAUUCGUGGAUUCGAGUCGGCCUUGGGAUACGAGGUGGUCGAAGCCUUACACGCUUGGUGAUGGGGUGUAG
Saxophila tyrrhenica is the source of this 996-nucleotide messenger RNA. RefSeq lists its product as uncharacterized. Bases 1 to 996 code for a protein of 331 amino acids. Lineage: Eukaryota; Fungi; Ascomycota; Dothideomycetes; Mycosphaerellales; Extremaceae. The record is from RefSeq and is a predicted model, not a curated record. The transcript is spliced from 2 exons.